Messenger RNA from Paramuricea clavata, 1974 nucleotides. NCBI's taxonomy places the organism in Eukaryota, Metazoa, Cnidaria, Anthozoa, Malacalcyonacea, Plexauridae. The record is from the annotation of a GenBank genome assembly.
AUGAAACGAGCAAAUUUAAAUGACCUCUCCCUGAAUAUGGCUUCUGAAGAUUGGACUACUGUAUAUUCAGCACUGGAUGUGGAUGAGAAAGUAUCAGCUUAUAACUCCAUUAUAAUCAAGAUGCUUGACGAGUUCUUACCUGAAAAAACCAUCAGAGUACAUCACUCUGAUAAACCGUGGAUCACCGGUAAUAUUAAAAUGCAAAUCAAAGCUCGUCAGAAGGCCUUUUCUCGUGGUGAUCAGCCAAGAUACAAACAACUAUGCGAGAAAGUGGCAAAUCUUAUAGCUAAAGCUAAAGCCACCUACUAUCGGUCCAAGGCCUCAGAAUUUCGUACCUCGAAUCAAUCGAAGUGGUAUAACUGUAUCUACUCUUUAGUAAAUGCCGAAAACACAACCCACACCCAAUUUCCACACGGGCCCGAAAACCUAGACUUAUCCGACUUAGCUGAAAAACUUCAGAAAGCCUUCACUAAACCAUGGUCGGACCGUUACACGAAUGUCGCCUUUGAAAUACCUGAAGUGAACCACCCACAUAAGAAUAACAAACCACCCCUUCCUUCUAUUGGCCAAGUUAAAGCGGUCUUAAAACAUCUUAAUCCAAGAAAAGCAACUGGCAUCGAUAAGGUUCCUGCAUGGAUGCUCAAACAAUACCACGAAGACCUAGCUCCUGUGGUUUAUGACAUUGUGUGCUGUAGUAUAAGUCAAUGUUGUUAUCCAUCACUCUACAAACAUGCCCUAAUUUCCCCUGUUCCUAAAGUGCAACCGCCGAGAGACAUUAACAAUGAUUUCCGCCAGAUAUCAGUCUUACCCCAUCUUGCCAAGAUCCUGGAAAAGAUCCAGCUCCAGUUAAAUAUUGAAGACCUGAAAAUUAAGAAUAACCAGCACGCGUUUACUCAACAUCGAAGCACAGUCUCUGCGUUAAUAUCAACUACCCAAACCUGGUUUAAUGCCACUGAUUGUUCAAAAACAGGCAAAAUGGGGGUUCAUGCGGCCUUCAUUGACUUUCGUAAGGCCUUCGACCUUGUGGAUCACAAUAUUCUUUUGAACAAAUUAGCAGCUAUGAACAUAAAUAAACCCUUCUGGUUAUGGAUUAAAAGUUUCCUUUCCGGAAGAGUUCAACAAGUAAAUCUCAAUGGUACCUUAUCAUCCAUUGCAACAUGCCCGGCCGGAGUCCCGCAAGGCUCUGUAAUAUCUCCCAUUCUUUUUAAUACCUACAUUGAUGAUUUGGAGGACGCCUUACCAGAACAACUAAAAGUCAGUACGAAUAAGUAUGCAGAUGACUGCACACAACACCAAAUAGUGAGCGUAGAUUCUAAUAGUAAUUUACAACAAUCUAUCAAUGAAGUAAAUAACUGGGCGGUGUUAAAUAAAAUGGCAAUUAAUGCUAAAAAAACUAAGGACAUGUGGAUCUCGUUCACGGACGCUAUACCUGAACCACCACGUCUUCGUAUUGGAAAUGAGUUAAUAGAAAGGGUCAACGCUUUAAAAUUACUUGGCGUGUCGUUCCAAAAUAAUCUAAAAUGGAACGCACAUGUUGAAGAGAUUACACGUAAAGCAAAUAAACGCCUUUACCAUCUUAGAGAAUGCAGGAAAUCGCAGUUACCAGCUGAAGUCGGUAUUAUUACCUAUCAAUCCAAAAUAAGACCAAUUCUCGAGUAUGCAUCACCUGUCUGGGCGGGACUCCCUAAUUACCUGCGAGAUGAAAUAGAGCGGGUCCAAUCCAGGAGCUUAAGAAUCCUUGGCCUGGAAAAAGAUUACCUACCACCGUUGAACGAAAGAAGGGAAGAGGCAACUAGUCGAGAAGUUGAUAGGUUUAUGAACGAUCCACACCAUCCCUGUCGCAGUGUUUUGCCAAAAUUAAUUAACAAUCAGUACAAUUUAAGGAACAUUGACCGGAAUCGCAAUAUAUCAUUCUUCUCAGGAACUGAAAGGCAUAAACAUUCAUUUUCAGGUAGAGCUUGUAAAUAUGUAUAA